Molecule: messenger RNA, 3527 nt
Organism: Columba livia (rock pigeon)
Lineage: Eukaryota; Metazoa; Chordata; Aves; Columbiformes; Columbidae
Gene: SIAH3
Product: siah E3 ubiquitin protein ligase family member 3
Biological process (GO): proteasome-mediated ubiquitin-dependent protein catabolic process; multicellular organism development
Cellular component (GO): cytoplasm
Molecular function (GO): ubiquitin conjugating enzyme binding; ubiquitin protein ligase activity
Source: RefSeq, a predicted model, not a curated record
GUGAGUGUAAAUCAGGAAAAUAUUGCUGACUUUAAAUGGAGUUAUUCCAAGUUACACCAGACCUGAGACCUGACCUUUCCAAUUUUUAGGUGGGGAGGGGAGGGAAUGUUAUUUGUGUGCUGGGACCCUUGUGAAGUAACAGAAAAUAAAAUGUAGAAAACUUCAUAGUGUUGAAAAUCCAAAUUGAAGCCCACAAAGGCACAGGUGUAAAUUUAUUUGUACAGUGAGCUCUUCUGCUUAACCUCUCUUUGCUUAUUUGAUUUUUAUCCCUCAGUAAAACAUAGUUUCCUUAAUCUAUUUUUGCUACUUUCCAGCAGUUUCACUGGUGGGCUUUGGUAUCCGAGCCCUCUUUCGUUAAAUUAAGGCAAUUAAUAAAUGGAGACAUUAAGCAAUCAAUUUUGUCUUGCAUAUCUCCACAGCCUUACGUAUGACUGGCUGUAAUCACAAGAUAAAUGCAAUGUGCUGAUGUAUGGUAAUGCUCAAUAAUACAUUCUCCGCCAGGCUCAAUUCAUCAGGGAGUUUCUGGAGGGGAGGCAUUCGUUAUUGGCUGUCUCUGGACCUCAAGGAUAACAUUUCUGUCCUUUCCAUUGGCCGCCCCGCUGCUGCAAGCCUCUUCCCGUCUUAUUUUGAUGAUGAAUAUGAAGGCAUGCUAAGCCGUGCCGGAGCGGAGCCCUCGCCGACUGCACUCCCCUCCCCGGGCUCAAGGACUCAGGGGCUCCCUGGCUGCUUCCCCUGCCCACCGCCAGCAGCAGCGCAGCAGCGGCAGCAGCGGCAGCAGCAAACGCCAAAAGUUGUGAUGCUUUUCUUCACCCAGUGCUUUGGGGCUGUGUUAGAUCUUAUUCACCUGAGGUUUCAGCACUACAAGGCAAAGAGGGUUUUCUCAGCUGCCGGGCAACUUGUCUGCGUCGUCAACCCAACGCACAGCCUAAAGUAUGCACCACCCCGCUGUGCAGCUGUGCAGACAUCUGCGGAGCAAGGUGUCCUCCCUCCCUGUCAUCAUCACGAAGUCGUGCACGACCCUCAGCUGGUUCCCUGCAUGUGCCCACUCUUCUCCUGCCCAUGGGAAGGGCACUUGGAGGUGGUGGUGUCCCACCUGAGGCAGACCCACCACAUCAAUAUCCUUCAGGGGGCAGAGAUUGUCUUCCUGGCCACGGACAUGCACCUGCCCGCACCCACAGACUGGAUCAUCAUGCACUCUUGCCUUGGACACCAGUUUUUGCUGGUCCUCAGGAAGCAGGAGAAGUAUGAAGGCCACCCCCAAUUCUUCGCUACGAUGAUGCUGAUUGGCACGCCGACCCAAGCUGACAAUUUCACCUACCGGCUCGAGCUCAACAGGAAUCAGAGGCGCCUUAAAUGGGAGGCGACCCCCAGGUCGGUACUGGAGCGUGUUGACUCUGUCAUUUCAGACGGGGAUUGCCUUGUGCUGAACACUUCCUUGGCUCAGCUCUUUUCUGACAACGGAAGCCUAGCGAUAGGAAUUGCAAUAACCACCAGCAAAGUUCACAACACCGAAGCUGAAAUGUGAGCGGGAAGAGGAAGAGGAGGGGGAAAAAUGGUGCUCUAGCUGCCUUGUGAGGGCAAGAACUUGCGGACUUUUUGGGGGGGUCUCAGGUCUUUUAUGGUAUUUAGUACUUGUCCACAGUGGGCAUUAUGUAAACAUCCUGUGGUUACAGUCUCUGUGUAAUGUAUUUACUGUUUUGUUAAUACAAUUUUAUGAGAAGUUUUAAAGAGGCUAAUCAAUUUAUUGCUGCCCUCCAGCAACACUGGAAACAACACUUGCUCCUGGAAAGGGUACGCAGGGUGACUCAUAGAAAACUUUGGUCUGAGCAUGCUAUAUGCAAAUGUGUUUCCUUCAUUUCCUGCCUAAUUGCCUGGUAUUAAGGAGGUCCCCUGCCUAGUAAAAGGUAAAGUAUUCCACUAAUGGACAAGAGUACCCAGAUUUCCAUAUUACCAAUAGUGACUGAACUCUCACACUGUGGUCACAAGCAAGCCCUGGGGAGCUGGCAAUUUCAGAGCUCCUUUCAGCUUCUGAGGAAGCAACCUUCACCACCCAGACAAUGAAAUCUUCAGAAGAAAAAGUUACCACCCCUGCUGAGCCAGGGCCUGGGAAGAAUCAUCCUGCAUUAAAUUGGAGAUGACAUCUAGUGAGUGGGUGGUGAAAUCUCACUCUUGUAUCAUGAUGGGCAGUGCUUGCUAGAUGGUCUGGCUCCAGGAUAGAGAUAACCACAGCCAGCCACAGGGCCAUUCACCUUUUUAGCUGUUAUUUCCUUAAACAUCCAAAAAGAGAUUUAUAGAAAAAAAAAUAUCAGGGCCGUCCUAAGUUGUGUACUGAUCUUGCUAUUGAAUUCAGUGCCACUUAGACCCACAGUGUGAGUUGCUAAAUAUUGAUUUUAAACAAUGCAGCCAGAAUAUCUGCUUGCAAACUGGCUAUGAGAUUUGAAAUAUUCACCUUGAAAAACAACCCUAAUUUUUUUUCUUCCAUACACUUGGGGGGUGGUGAUGGUUCUUUUCUUCUGCUGAGGGUGUUUCACAGAUGGCAACAGCCACAAGAAGACACAGGCUUCUCUAAGAGCUUCUCCCUUGGAUGGCUCCUUGGGGAGUGUCAGAAGCAGGUGCUGGCCAUCUCCUGACACUCGUUCCCAUCUGCAGUCAGGCGUGUCUCCUCCAUAGCCAACAACAGCAGGAAAAUCCCACUGCAGCAGGUAAUGUGUUGAACUAUGGGGCUCUACAGUGCCUGUGACACUUGAGAAGCAUGGGAAAUUGUCUUUUCCUGUUUUCUUUUCUGCCCAUGGGUGGCUGUGGCCUGGCUGCUCUUGAAUGCUUUUUUUGAGAAGCAUCUGGCAGGUUGAGUCAUUUAGUAGCUAAAGGGACUGAAGGUCAUUGCUUGAAUCUCUUGGAAAACCAAAGAAGAAAGGAAAGCAAGCUAAGACCAGCCCUUCAGUGUUUCAAAAGGCAUCUCAUUGUAGUGAGCUUUGAGUAAGCAAAAACACUGAUGCAAAUCUCUCCCACCUGCUGCUCUCCUGGGAAUUAUUGUAAAUGACGCAUGAAAUAAAACAAAUUGCAAUUUUCCUGAGAUGAAUGCUACGCAGGUAAUGUCUUCUGAGUUGCAGAUGCACCUCACCUCCUUCCUUUGGCUUUUGUAGCAGGUCACUGCUCAGAGAGGAGCUAGGGUCUCUUCAACAGGCUGCUCGUGACCACUCAAGCUGAGGUCUGAGGAAGAAGCCUCAGUCCCUGUAAGAGUAUUCUGGGGCGCAUCUUCACAGCUCUCCCACCUCUGAAUUUUUGGGACCAAGGGGACAUGCUGGUUUGCAGUGCUUCACUGGGGCACACAGGCUUUGGAGUGGUUUGUUUUUUCCCUGCGAUGUUAAAUAUUCAGAACCAGCAACUGCUGCCCUUUCCCUAAAUAAUAGCUAUGAAUAAAUCAUUGGCAUUUUUGUGGACUGCAACUGGCUUCUCCAGUUCCUCCGGCAAAUAUUCUACUGCUGAAUUAAAACCAAGCAGAAACAAUAAAACCUCAAUAAAAGCAA